Monopterus albus (swamp eel) is the source of this 4046-nucleotide messenger RNA. Its product is annotated as cyclin-dependent kinase 17. The transcript has 17 exons. Gene Ontology annotation, molecular function: ATP binding; cyclin-dependent protein serine/threonine kinase activity. Gene Ontology annotation, biological process: protein phosphorylation. Gene Ontology annotation, cellular component: cytoplasm; nucleus. The coding region runs from base 379 to 1950 and encodes 523 amino acids. NCBI's taxonomy places the organism in Eukaryota, Metazoa, Chordata, Actinopteri, Synbranchiformes, Synbranchidae. The record is from RefSeq and is a predicted model, not a curated record.
UGCGGUGGUGGCAAGGGAUCCUUUACGGCAUACGCAAGCAGAGGACACAGAUUAAGCAGUAGUCACCGUCGUCUUUUACACCGCUACGGUGUGUCCGACCGACAACGCUUCUUACUUCCCGCCAGUAGUGAAACUUUAAACCCAGAAACAAGCAAUGCUUCUGGACACCACCACCCCGAGGAUAUAAGCGACAUUGGACACCAGAAGGCAGCGAGUACCACAGCAGAACCACAAAGAAGAACGAGCAGUCGCUGCUUUUUUUCACGAUCAGAAGGAAAGACGGCAUCCGGCCUGAGAAGAAGCUCCGAGGUCGGGGACUCUGGCCGGAACAGCGUUCACCGUUUCUGGCCUCCCCUUCCUGAGAGCUCCUUGGAGAAAAUGAAGCGGUUCAAGAGACGUCUCUCUCAAACGCUACGAGGAAGCCACACCAUCGAUGAGUCGCUGUCUGAGCUGGCCGAGCAGAUGACCAUCGAGGAGAAUGGCCUGAAGGACAGCGAGCCCAUAGUGAGGAACGGCCGCCCUCCGUCGGCGCACAGUGUCCACUCCUUCCUCCACCAAUACACGGGAUCCUUUAAAAAGCCGCCACUGCGACGGCCUCAGAGCGUCAUCGGAGGGGGCCUGGGCUCUCUCAUGGUCAUGCCCCGCAACGGUAGUCGUCUUGAUAUUGUCCAUGAGAACCUGAAGAUGGGGUCGGACGGAGAGAGUGACCAGGCAUCAGGAACGUCCUCUGAUGAGGUGCAGUCACCCACGGGUGUUUGCCUGCGGAACAGAGGGAACAGACGCAUCUCAGCAGAGGACCUCAACAAACGUUUGUCCCUGCCGGCCGACAUCCGGAUACCCGAUGGUUACCUGGAGAAAAUGCAGCUGAGCAGCCCGCCAUUCGACCAGCCGCUGAGCCGACGCUCCCGCAGAGCAUCACUGUCAGAAAUUGGAUUUGGGAAGCUGGAGACCUAUAUCAAACUGGACAAACUGGGGGAGGGCACGUACGCCACAGUCUUCAAAGGGAGGAGUAAGCUGACAGACAAGCUGGUGGCACUGAAGGAGAUCAGACUGGAGCACGAGGAGGGGGCGCCAUGUACAGCAAUCCGAGAAGUGUCAUUACUGAAGGAUCUAAAACACGCUAACAUCGUGACACUGCACGAUAUCAUCCACACGGACAAGUCGCUUACACUGGUCUUUGAGUACCUGGACAAAGACUUGAAGCAGUAUAUGGACGACUGUGGGAACAUCCUGAGCAUGCAGAAUGUCAAGAUCUUUCUGUUCCAGAUCCUGCGAGGUUUGGCGUAUUGUCACAGACGGAAAGUUCUUCACAGAGACCUGAAACCCCAGAAUCUGCUCAUCAAUGACAGAGGAGAACUCAAACUGGCUGACUUUGGCCUAGCGAGGGCCAAGUCCGUGCCCACUAAAACAUAUUCUAAUGAGGUGGUAACACUUUGGUAUCGGCCUCCCGACGUGCUGCUCGGUUCCUCGGAGUACUCCACACAGAUAGACAUGUGGGGUGUGGGCUGUAUAUUCUACGAGAUGGCCGCCGGCAGGCCCCUGUUCCCAGGCUCCACAGUGGAGGAUGAACUGCACCUCAUCUUCAGGCUGCUAGGCACUCCCACUGAGGACAGCUGGCCUGGUAUAUCCUCCAUCGACGAGUUCAAGUCUUAUAAGUUCUCCAUAUACAAGGCUCAGCCACUCAUUAACCAUGCACCCAGAUUGGACACCGAUGGCAUCGACCUGUUGAUGUCAUUCCUAAAAUACGAGUCGAAGAAGAGGAUCUCAGCUGAUGAAGCAAUGAAACAGCCGUACUUCAGGAGCCUGGGGCCACGUGUGCACACACUGCCAGAGAACAUGUCCAUAUUCACACUGAAAGAGGUGCAGCUGCAGAAAGAUCCCAGCUACCGGAACUCAUCGUACCCUGAGUCAGGCAACGGCAAGAGCAGAAGACAAAGCAUGCUGUUUUAGAAUCUCUGGACUGUAUGUUUUUAUUUGGGAAGGAUCUCCUAGCUGUGCAGUCUCACCGAUGGAUCAGUAACCUGAGAUGGAUGUUGGCGUGGAGCAUCAUCACUCCCCCAAAGCUGCUUGGGAAACUUAUUCACAGUGCGACCCCUCCCAGGUUUUGGCCUGAACCUGCCCAAGAGAGACAUUUAUAUACUGUACAUCUAUAUUUAUUGAGAAAAGAAUUUGCUGCUAAGUCCAACUACUGUCUAGAAUUCUAACUGACUCAGUCACUUUAAUGAGUACAUGCAAUGUGUAUGUGUAGACUUUUUUUUUUUUCUCUUUGAAGUGAUGGUGUUUUUAGAUUUUUUUGGUGAAUAUUUCCAUUUUCCUAUCUAAACUCCACCUCAAAGCUCCUCAGUGUGAGUAGUGCGUAAGGCAGACGGACAGGGGUGAUUCUGUAGCAGCUGAGAAGGGGUUGACUUUCUCUCUCUGCUGCCUCGGUGCUGUUCUCAGCUGCACAGAUUAUUUGAGACCAUUUAGUUUGAAAGUUUGAGGCCAGUUUUUGAUACAGCUGGUAAUUUGUCCUAACUGGAGAUUAGAGUGAGAGCUGUGUCCAAAAAGAUCACAUUCUUGUCAGAUGCAUAUCAUUCCAGGAUGGUGUGGUCUCUGUCAUGACCAAUGAACAAAUGCAGGAGGGAAUAGGCAGUGUAGAAUUAUUAAGGGCAUUACAGGAUUAAUUACGCCUGCUGUAUUCUAAGAUUAAAAAUAUUUAACUGCAGUUAAUAACUUGAUCAGACACAUUAUCUCCUCUGGUCUAUUACAAAGAGGAGUCUGCAGUUCUCCCUUUGUAUAUUACAGAAGUUUUCUUCUUCCUGCCAUUCCCAUCGCCAUCACCUGUAAAAAAAGGAUUUUUUUUAUUUUUGGAUUGCCUCCAUCAUUGUGUUGCAUGCCUGCUCUGUUGUAUGAGGAAGUGCACAGCCACUGAACUCCUAACCCAGGGAGCACUAGCUCUAGUCCUGCCCUUAGUGAAUACUGUACUGAGUCACAGUCUAUUUAACAGUGUUACAAGAGAUGUUUUGUAUGAUAUUCUUUAUUUGUGGAUAAUUGUUAUUGGUGUGGGAUUUUGCAGAUGCCCUCCCAUUUGAGCUUUUUUUUUUUUUCCAGAGUAAAACUAAAGUUUAAACAAAUUACAUGAGCUGGUUUGGAUUUGUUUUUCCUGAUGUGCAGACACCUUAAGGGCAACACGCACAGGCGGCAUAACGAGUGUCAAAACACCCACUCCCAUUGUCAAUGCAAGGCCACACACUAGCGACAAACUGCCUAUUUGUCUGGUAUCGACAUGAGUCAAAAGCAUAAAAUAAAAGUACUCGCCCAUUUUGGUAGUCCCAUACUGAACUUGGGUCGCUGUUACUGUGCGUUACCGCCCCCGUGUGUGUGUGUUGCCCUUUACAUUUGUCACAUUCUGUUUUAGUUAUUCUAACUUCAAGGCACUUAUGUUCAAGCAUUCAGUGCUUUGUUUAUUGAAAAUGACAACAUUCUUCACAAUACAAAAAAUAUACAGAAUACAUACAGUAUACCAAGUCCAGUAUAAAAAAAAGAACAUUACAAGCAUUACAAAGGUAUUUCAUUGAUUUUGAGCUCUUGUCUUCAUUAAUAGAUUCUGAAAUAAAGAGUAAAAAUAGGACAAGGCACAGUCGCUAUCAUCUGAAAAGCAUAGUGCUUACAUAACAUAAUACCACAUAAGUGAAACCAUCAGUUUCACAUUGUGAUGACAUUUAAGGAUUUUUUCCCCCCCCCACAAGAUUAAAAACAACUGAGCUCUGUAUGCAGAAUGAGAAGCUGGCUAGUCUUCUGCAGCUAGCUACACAUCACUACUGUCCAUCUUGGACAUGGUCAUUUGGAAACAUGCUGGACUUGAUCACAAAGAGCCAGACGUCUCACAGACGUCUCAGCGUAUGGCUUUUACCAAGUGCUUUCAACUACUGGCAUUUGAAGCAACUCAAGUGCAAAAAGAUGAGGUCACAUACUGUCUCAGUGGACAUUUCUAAAGCAAUUUUUGAAUAGACAAGAGACCGCUGCUGCUGCUGCUGCUGAUGAUGAUGAUAAAAUGAAAAACUUUC